AGUCAAUCAGCGGAACCGGUCCGAGAGACGCGUACAUACACUACGCGCUCUGGUGGGGCCCUGUGGACCUGAGUAGUGCGCGCUGUCCACGAUGGCACUGUAGUUCAAAUCAAUUGUCGUAUUCGAAUGGUCGAAAUUGUGUACUUUUGCGGCCAAAUAGAAGAGUGUCUUGUGUGUUGUAUACACGAAGAAUCGAACCAGCCCCGGUUAUCAACACUGAAGGUCGGCGGAGACACACAUACUACACCCCUGCUCCCCGUGUGCCGUUGUUUAUCGUGCUGUUGAUUUUGAUAAUUAUCGAACCAAAUUUUUGAGCAAACGCACGAGCCGGGCCGCUCAAGAUCACGCGGUCCAAACGGUGCAAAAACGGAACGGCCCACAGCGGGCAGUGUGAAUGCGCGACCGAUCCAGAGGUGUUGCGUUCCCGUGUUGGGGUGAUUGGAAUUUCACGACCAGGACAAGGUUGCAAAUUGAACAAGAUUAAACCAGGGGACGGGUGUGCGGUAUUCAGGUGAAAGCAUUCCUUGACUGAUUGGACGACGCUUCUUCAACCAGGCACUCAUCUCAGCUGGCCGCAAAUGUUGCGAUUCAGCGGAUCGAACUGGUUCACCAGGCCACAUUCCCGCCGGAAGAGUGGGAAAAAGGUGAAGGUAACCUUCUCGGACCAGCUCGACGCGACCGCUAGUGACGACGGCAGUGGUGGCAGUGUGCCGUCUACGAGCCCGAACCCUUCCACUUCCGCCCAGGCCCGGUGGCGCUAUCUGGAGCAGAUCUUCGUACCGCCCAGUCCGGAAGCGGCACCGAACCGUUCGGGUCCGGCGUUCGACCGUACCAGCAGUUUGCGGCAAAGCGGCAUCAGCUACGCGUCAGUAGGGAGCGCCAGCAGUGGCCCGUACAAUAGACGACCGCCGCCACAGCGAAAAGUAGGCCAGAAGAUGGCAGACUGCGAGAAGGAGGAAGCCCUAAAUCUGCAGGUGGAAUUCGAGUGGGUGCUACACGAGGAGGUCCAUUCGGUGCUGAAACAGCUGCACGUUAUCCUGGUGGAGUGUGCCCACCGAUUUCCGGUCCCGCUGUACGGUAACGAGGGCAAGAAGCAGGACAAGUUUGUGCUGACGGCCGCACCGGAACAGCUCAAGUGUAUCGUCACGCUUACCGGGGACAGCAUAACGCAUGCGGACAUCAACUUUAAGGUGCAGCGGCAGCAGCAACAGAUUCAGCGUACCUCCAUCACCCAGGAUUAUCCGUGGAAGAUACAGCAAGUGCAGGAUGCGGCCAACCAUCUGCAGCAGGCGAUCAACCACAUCGACAACGUGGACAGUGCGUACCAUUUCAAAACGUCCGACGAGGUGCUGCACAUACUGGGUAACAUUCUCGGGGCGUUGCAGCGCGGCCGCACCUCGCUCGUCGUGCCCCGCAAGAAGCCGAUCGACGAGCUGAUGAAGAGCCGCAACAUGAAGGCGCUGUCGCCGAACCUGCCAGAAGAUUUAGCGAUCAGCUUCUACAUCCAGAGCCACAAGCUGAUCUUUGUCGCGUACCAGCUGACCAACUUCCAGGGCACGAUGAAGUUCGACUCGUGCCAGGCGGAGUGCUCCGUACCGUGGCUGAACGAGGUGCUGGUGCUGUUUACCGUCGCGCUGCAGCUGUGCCAGCAGCUGAAGGAUAAGAUAUCAGUAUUCUCGCAGUAUAAGGACUUUACCGUUGGAUCGCGCUCACCGUCAGCACUGUCCUACUGAUGCCGGGUCCACUCAGCCAGCGGUUGCGUACCAUGUCCAUCGUAGACAUUGCAAAACCGUCCGGAUCGUUUGGUCGAGCCGUGUUCAAUGCAGACAACCAGAUCGAACAAACCGCCACCUCUCUUUAUGCGGCAGGAUAUAUAAGGUGAACGCAUAAGAGGAGGAAAACCAAAUAAAAAAAGGGAUAGUUAAAUAUACCACCCGGUCGCCGUACCGUACUGCUGUAUAAGACUCGCGGAAAUACUCUGGCUCCCAACCCGGUCCGUACUACGGAUUUUCUUGCAGUCGUGUUGUUGGGAAUGCGUGUAUACUUGAUGUUUGUUAUUAUUCAAUCAACACGAAAAGCGCUAAUCCCGUUGUUAUUGCAUUAGCCUGUAAGCACUAUUAAAAAAAAAACCUGUUUCAUCAAUCGUAUUCGAGGUUUUCGUGUUGUGUAUAAUCAACAACCGCGCUGGUAUUCCAAUCAGGUUUUGCUCCUUUCACAAAAUUCGAUUCCUUAGUGCCAUGAUUUUGCGGAAAGGAGAUUUUAAGGGAUGCAGCAAUACAUUUGAUCGUUACUAAAUCGAGAUAUACAAGGAACUAAUUGGCAGCGUGUUUGUGUGUUCGAAUCAUCAUUCAAUCGGUUAGUUGUGAGCAAAGUCAGUAGAAAUGUCCCUGAAAACCCUUUCCUUUUCCUUCCUAUUUCAAAAAGGUGUAAUCUGUACUUAUAUAAACUGGCAGAAAGGAUAACAUAAUACACACUUGAGCGAAUGCGAUAACUUAAGCCAACAAUAAUCCUAACCGUAGAAUUAGUCUGCCAAAAUUAUAAAUCUACACGCAAACCGAAAGAAAACUAUACUAACAUCUGGGCUGGAGAAAAAAAAACCCACUGAGGCACAACAGAUCGACGUUUACAACACAAAACAUUGUGAUAAUGCCAAAUAAAAAGAAGAAGAAAAAACUAAAAAAUACAAAAAGAACAAACAAAAACAGCCCAAAACAAAAAAAAUCAAAUUACGCAAAGGGAAAACAGCAAAUCCACGCGGUGCACCUGUAUAUAGAAUUAGCUGCGUCGUGCAUAUAUAUACAUAUGACUGAUGCUGAACGUCGUUGGAUUAGCGGAAUCUCAAAAAAAUAUUUAAAAUAC
Anopheles merus is the source of this 2859-nucleotide messenger RNA. It is a transcript of the gene rogdi, whose product is annotated as protein rogdi. The record is from RefSeq and is a predicted model, not a curated record. Gene Ontology annotation, cellular component: RAVE complex. The coding region runs from base 579 to 1733 and encodes 384 amino acids. The transcript has 5 exons. NCBI's taxonomy places the organism in Eukaryota, Metazoa, Arthropoda, Insecta, Diptera, Culicidae.